UUCCGGCACCCCCUAUAUUCAUGUCUCAAUAAUUAUAUUUAUCCAACUUUAUUUUUUUUAGUUUUUAUUUUACUUGGAAUGGAUUUAAAUAUUUACUAUGCUGACCCAGAGGCUAAACAAGAAGAAGUAGUUAUAAAUUUUCUGAAAAGUUUAUAUGCUUGGUUUGAUGAUAAAAUGAAAAAAGUUCAAAGUGAUCUUCGUUUUAAUUUGGAAAGAAAUGAUCAAACAGUCAAAGUAAUUAAAAAUGUUGAGGAUAUGCAUGGCAAUCCACUUCAAGUAUCUCAAUAUCCACUUCGCUUAUCGCAUGUGCCAUAUUUUGUUGUUAUUACUGUGCCUGAAAUUGGAGAUUGGGAAGUUUUCUUUCAAGGAUUAAAUGAUCGUUUACGUCAAUUUGUUAGCGAAAAUAAAAGAACUUUUACUUUACUUGACUGGGCAAAUAUUUUAAAGAAAAUGAAGCCUGAUGAUGUUUCAACAGUGGAAAAGAGAACAGCAGUUUUAAUUAGGGAAAUGCAUCUUGAACAUGGUGUAUUAUAUCAUUGA
This is a messenger RNA of Meloidogyne enterolobii, 540 nucleotides long. The record is from the annotation of a GenBank genome assembly. Lineage: Eukaryota; Metazoa; Nematoda; Chromadorea; Rhabditida; Meloidogynidae.